GCAUCGCAGCCCCCAAUCCACCCCGGACCUCCCUGCAUGUAGGUAAGUACUAUUGUUAUCGGAAUUUACAGAGGAGGAAGCCAAGGCUCAGAGAUGUUAAGCAACGUGCCCAAGGUAAGCCAGGCCAGUCAGUUUCAAAGUCGAGACUGAGACCUCCACCUAACUCCAAAGAAACCUGAGUCAUUCUGUCACUCGGAAAGCACUACUCCCAGCUGCAGAGUUCAAACCCCACCCAAGCCGGCCCUGCAUCAGGACAGUUUGCUCCAGCCAGUCAGUCUGUUCUGACCAAGGAUGCAGAGGGUGCUGCCUGAUUCUUCUGAGGGACCGAGGGGGAGGGGGAGGGUGGAAAUUUUAGGUGCCGGGCGUGAAUCUGGGGACCAGAGGGCGAGUCACGUGCGCGUGAAACUUGACCUGGGGGAGGGGAAGGGGAGGCAGCCCCCGCCCCUACUUCUGGGGGCAGCCCGGGACGGGUGUAAAUACAACUAUUAGCUACGUAAAUGCGCUCCGUCCACGCGUCGCUUCGCGGAUCGGUGGCGGCCAGAGGGUUCCCAUCUCUCCGACUUCUUCCGAGGGGACAGAGGAGGCGAGAGCACCCGGCUGUCUGAACCUCCGAGGCCUCCCGGCCCGGCGCGCAGGUAAGUCCCGGCGCCCGAGCCUGUCGGAACUGGGGCCGCGACCCCGGACGCCGAGAGUGGUCGCGCCGCCUGGGCACUGAGCUCCCCGAGGCGUCCGCGGCGGCAGGAGGCGAGUCUGCCCACCACCAGAGGCUCUCGGCCAGCAUGGCCCCCACGCUGCAGCAGGCGUACCGGAGGCGCUGGUGGAUGGCCUGCACGGCUGUGCUGGAGAACCUCUUCUUCUCGGCUGUGCUCCUGGGCUGGGGCUCUCUGCUGAUCAUGCUCAAGAAGGAGGGCUUCUAUUCCAGCAUAUGCCCAGCUGAGAACAUCACCAAUACCACCCAGGAUGAGCAGCCCUGGUGGCCGAGCUGUGACCGCCAGGAAGAGAUGCUCAACUUGGGCUUCACCAUCGGCUCCUUCGUGCUCAGUGCCACCACCCUGCCGCUGGGGAUCCUCAUGGACCGCUUUGGCCCUCGGCCCACGCGGCUGGUUGGCAGUGCCAGCUUCGCUGCAUCCUGCACCCUCAUGGCCCUGGCCUCUCGGGACACCAAAGUUCUGUCUCCAUUGAUAUUCCUGGCACUGUCCCUGAAUGGCUUUGGUGGCAUCUGCCUAACGUUCUCUUCACUCACGCUGCCAAACAUGUUUGGGAACCUGCGCUCCACUUUCAUGGCCCUUAUGAUCGGCUCCUAUGCCUCUUCUGCCAUCACAUUCCCGGGAAUCAAGCUCCUCUACGACGCGGGUGUGGCCUUCGUGGUGAUCAUGUUCACCUGGUCAGGCCUGGCCUGCCUCAUCUUUCUGAACUGUGCCCUCAACUGGCCCAGUGAAGCCUUUCCUGCUCCCGAGGAAGUCGACUAUACCAGGAAGAAGAUCAAGCUCAGAGGGCUGGCGGUAGAUCACAAGGUGACAGGUGACCGCUUCUACACCCACGUGACCGCUGUGGGCCAGCGACUGAGCCAGAAGGCCCCCAGCCUGGAGGAGGGGAACGAGGUCUUCAUGCCACCCAAGGAUGUUCCUGGCGCCUCAGAAGCCCCUGCUGACAAGUCCGUCCCCUUCCGCAAGAGCCUCUGCUCGCCCAUUUUCCUGUGGAGCCUCCUCACCAUGGGCAUGACCCAGCUGCGGGUCAUCUUCUACAUGGCCGCCAUGAACAAGAUGCUGGCGUUCCUUGUGACCGGCGGCCGGGAGCACGAGGUGGACAGCCUGAUGCAGAGGGCAGCAGAGACAGUUGGGUUCUACUCCUCUGUCUUUGGGGCCAUGCAGCUGUUGUGCCUGCUCACCUGCCCCCUCAUCGGCUACAUCAUGGACUGGCAGAUCAAGGACUGUGUGGAUGCACCCAGUGAGGGCACGGCCCCUGGAGAUGCCAGGGACGGGGUUGCCACCAAGUCUACCAGACCACGCUACUGCAAGAUUCAGAAGCUCACCAAUGCCAUCAACGCCUUCACCCUGACCAACCUUUUGCUGGUGGGUUUUGGCAUCACCUGUCUCAUCAACAACUUGCACCUCCAGUUUGUGACCUUCGUCCUGCACACCAUGGUUCGUGGUUUCUACCACUCUGCCUGUGGGGGCCUGUAUGCUGCAGUGUUCCCAUCCAACCACUUCGGGACGCUGACGGGCCUGCAGUCGCUCAUCAGUGCUGUGUUCGCCCUGCUCCAGCAGCCGCUCUUCAUGGCCAUGGUGGGACCCUUGAAAGGAGAGCCCUUCUGGGUGAAUCUGGGCCUCCUGCUGUUCUCGCUCCUGGGAUUCCUGCUGCCUUCCUACCUCCUCUACUACCGUGCCCAGCUCCGGAAGGAGUACUCUGUCCCCUGGGAGGGCCCGCUGAAGGUGCCCAGCAGCCCUGAGGUGACUGCGUAGACCUCAAGGCCAAGUGAGCUGGAUAACUGGCAGCCAAGGCCUGAGCCCCCAAAGGGAAUGCCUCGUUUUUCUUUUCUACCUGUAACAUAUGCACAGAACCAGGGGCCAUGGAUUUAUAAAUACCAGAGAAGUUCUAUUUUUGUAGGGACUUUCUAAAACGAAAAAAAAUCCCUUAAAAAACAAUUCCCCCCACCCAAGCAAUGCUCCAUUGACCGAAGAUAGCCACUGUGCUAGAAGGACUGGGUCUUCUUCUCUCUCCCAUUGGAGGAGACCAGGGUGUGGGCUGUCCUUUCUCUGGGCCUUCCUCCUAGGGGGCGUGUCUCCUGGUGCCUUCCGAGGGCAUGAAGGAUCAGCAAACAGGCUAUCCCUAAGGUCCCAGCUGUGCAGUGCCCAGGAUGUGCAUGCAUGCAUAUGUGUGUGCGUGUAUGUGUGCGUGUAUGUGUAUGUAUGUGUGUAUAACAACCUUCCCCUCUGAGGAAAGUGGCCUGAGGUACUGGCUGUGUCCUAGAUGGGAUGUGGGGGGUAAGCCCCUUCCAGGGGCUGGAGGGCGGGUUCCCUCCCUGGUGCUGUUUCUUGCAGGUCUCAGAGGAAAUAAAAAGGGAAGUGAGAGACU
Manis pentadactyla (Chinese pangolin) is the source of this 3075-nucleotide messenger RNA. It is a transcript of the gene SLC43A1, whose product is annotated as solute carrier family 43 member 1. The transcript has 15 exons. The record is from RefSeq and is a predicted model, not a curated record. Gene Ontology annotation, biological process: transmembrane transport; neutral amino acid transport. Bases 780 to 2462 code for a protein of 560 amino acids. Gene Ontology annotation, molecular function: neutral L-amino acid transmembrane transporter activity; L-amino acid transmembrane transporter activity. Lineage: Eukaryota; Metazoa; Chordata; Mammalia; Pholidota; Manidae.